AUGAGUUGUUUGAAAGCUACAUUUACACCUUCUGUUUCUGGUAAUGUAUUGGGUUUGUCUACUGCACAGCAAAUUUGGUAUUUUCUUGAAGUAAGCUUUAAAAAUCAGUUCAUGGCUAGGAAGACUAUGCUGAGAAAUCAAUUACAUGGUUGCAAGAAAGGUAACUCCACAGUUCUUGUUUAUCUUCAAAAUUUAAAGACUAUUGCUGAUUCUUUAGCUGCAAUAGGAGAAAAGGUCUCUGAAUCUGACUUAGUAAUGUAUGUACUCAAUGGAUUGGGAAGGGAGUUUGAUAGUUUUGUAAUUUCUGCUCAAUAUACAGACGUUCCCUUUACUUUUGCUGAGCGAAAACCAAGGCUAUUAAAUCAUGAACAAUGGCUUGUUGAUCAACAUAAGGAUACCAGUUUAAUCUUUGAUACACAAAAUUCUUAUGCCUUAUAUUCAAGAAAUGGUAAUAAUGGUAGAAAUAAUGGUUAUGGGAGAGGAAGAAUAAGAAUAAUACUGGUGGCAAUAAUGGUGGUAGUGGAUAUGUAG
Messenger RNA from Papaver somniferum (opium poppy), 531 nucleotides. RefSeq lists its product as uncharacterized. Bases 1 to 531 code for a protein of 176 amino acids. The record is from RefSeq and is a predicted model, not a curated record. Lineage: Eukaryota; Viridiplantae; Streptophyta; Magnoliopsida; Ranunculales; Papaveraceae. The transcript has a single exon.